This is a messenger RNA of Eleginops maclovinus (Patagonian blennie), 2858 nucleotides long. It is a transcript of the gene fam161a, whose product is annotated as FAM161 centrosomal protein A. Gene Ontology annotation, biological process: cilium organization. NCBI's taxonomy places the organism in Eukaryota, Metazoa, Chordata, Actinopteri, Perciformes, Eleginopidae. The record is from RefSeq and is a predicted model, not a curated record. Gene Ontology annotation, cellular component: cilium.
UGCUCCGCUGCUGCCUAAUUACCCAAACAGUUUUCAGCGCGUGGAUUACAGAAUGAUUUAUCUGAAAUUAUCGCGUUUUUGUAACUUUAUUUUACAUUAAAGUGGUGGAAGUAUUACAAGGAAAUGGCCAACGCUCACCGGACCAACGUGCUGGUCACUUCUUGUCUGAAAACGCCGGUAGAUCCGCACACUAAAGCGCCGUUAGCUUCUUACGAGCGGGGGAGAGUGGUGAAACACACAUAUUCCUGUUUUACGGACAACCGGGACUACGCGAGGGAGCGUGAGUACGAAGACUCUGGCUCUGACUUCUGUGAUGAGGACUAUGUCGGGAGGGGGGGGCCUCUCAUGAUGACGGACUACAGAGCGGCAGGAGACCGCCUCGACCUGAGUGAGAUCUUCUUCUCCAACGAGGAGUACUACAGCAAGCUGGAGGAGCUGAAGAAGGCCCACCUCCGCACCAUGGCCGAGCUGGAGAGCAUGUACCGGAGGAAGCUGGAGCUGAAGGCCUCGGAGCCUCCGGACACCAGGACGCUGGAGACGGGCAGGCACAGCAGCCCUGCAGCUUCCCGUCACUUGAGGAAGUCUCAGUCUGCAGUUGAGCUGAGGAGGAGCUCCCCAGACUACUCAGACGAAGAGGAGGCUGUCAGUAGAUAUGUGGAGAAAGGCCAGCUUUUUUCUCCUAAAGAGCACAUCAAGAACAUGUGGCAGGACUUCAAGCUGGCCCCUCAACACCUGUCGUGUUCCUCCAUGCAAAGCCUCCCAGCAGACCAGAAGAAGCCACGGAAGGGAAGAGGAAAGAAGAGGCAGGAGCGUAGAGAUGGAGAGCAGGAGAACUGGAAACACAAAUUCACCGUCCCGGAACCUUUCCAGAUGAUGCUGCGUGAGGACGAGAGGCGAAAGCGCGGCAUAAAGUCGCGCUCAGAAAUCGAACAGGAGAACGCAGAGCUGAGGCGGCAGCUGGAAGAACUGACUGAGUGCCAGAGGAAGUUCCGUGCCAGCACCAUACCGGCUCAUGUUCACCUCCCGCUUUACGAUGAGCUGCAGGGGCGCAAGAAGAGAGAAGAAGUGCAGCCUCGAACCCUCCAGAAGCCCUUCAGUUUCCUGGAGAGGGAGAGACUGAAGAAGGAGCAGAAACAGCGGAAUCCUUCACCCAAUGAGGAGAAAGUGAAACCCUUCAAAGCCAAGCCUGUCCCCCGGUCUGUGUACGCAGCGGCCACAGGGGAGCAGAUGAAGGAGGAGCAGCUGUAUCGCUCCAUCAAGAUACAGAUGAGAGCUCAGGAGAUGCUCCACAGUGCUGCGAUGCCCCCCAGCAUGCUCACCCGACGACUCAGCGACCGCAAGAAAAACAAAGAAGGUAGCUCUGAGGACAACAACCCCCCCCACAAUCCUCACAUUCACACAGAGGUGCCAGACUUCGACGCCCGGUACAGACGCUUCCAGAAACAUCUGGAGAAACAGAAGGAGGUGAAGCCCACUACUACGUGCGAACCCUUUGAGUUGAGGACGUCCCACAUCAGCUCGCACCGUGAGCGCAUCCUGGCCGACAUCGAGAAGGAGCAGAGCAGCCCCCGGUCGGUGCGCUGGCCGCAUGUCAGCCCCGGGCAAUCUCGGACGGCAAACUCAAGCCUGUGCUCGUCUCUCGGCAGCCUGGAGAUCCUGCCGGCCAAAGUCACCGACGCCUCCAAGAAGCGCCAUGACGCCGUGAGAAAGGUGCUGGAGGAGAGGAGGAAGGCCGAGGAGGAGGAGGAGCGGUGGAAGGAAAGUCAGAGGCAGAGGGAGAAGAAGCUGCAGCGGGUGGUGCUGAAGCGAGCCCAGGCCAACGACCCCCACCGGGCUCUCUCUCAGACAAACCAGGGCAAACUCAAGGAAUUCAGGAAACAAGAGCUUCAGCGUAACAAGGAGUACCAGCAGGAGAUCAAGGAGAUGAAGCAGAGAGUGAAGGGGAGGCCGCUGCUGCUGGAGCAGGUUGCACAGAGGAAUGCUAAGCAGGCGGCGGAGAAGCGCUACACAGACGCUCUGCAGGGAUGUGACCUGACUGAAGACUUCAUCAGCAGCAAGGCGGCUAAAGCCGGAUCCACACACAAAGCCUCUGAGUCCAGCGACAGCAAACACUGUGAACAAGAGGAGCCAGACAUGGGAUACAAGCCUGUUCACUACAGAAAGAUCUUCCUGGGAGAUGAUGAUGUGGAUCCAGAAGAAAAGGAAGGAGGGAGCGAGGCGACUUCACAAAGUCACCGUGACAGUGAGGACGCCAGCAGUCACCACUCUGAUCAGAAUUAUCAUAAGGAUGGCGAUCACCAGGAUUCAGAUGGAAGUUACCACUACUCAGACGAUCACGAGAAUUAUUCAGACGACAGCGAGCACGAGGCUGACACCUCUCAGCAGGAAGAAGGGAAGUGAUGUCAUCGAUUGUUAUGAUACAAGAGGCCAUUGCUACGUCCACAAACUCUGAUCGACACAUGAGCACAUCAAGUGAUGAGGAACAAUGAAGAGUUUCUUAAUCCUUCGAUGAUUAGACGUUCAUUUUAUUGUAAAUAUUGGGCUCACAUACUUAAUUUGUUGUGCACAUAAAAAUGAGACUUUGAUAUCUUUAACCUUAGUGAGUACCUAUGGGAUCAGUUAGUUUACAUUUUCAUCACUUUUAUCAAUUUGCAUCAAUAAAGAAUUCACUUCACAUGACGUUAGUUUCAACGUCUGUAAAAGGUCAUGAAAAACAUUGUGUAACUAGAUGUAAGAUUAUCAAAAUAACAUGAGCUCAUACAUUAAGUUAUAUUUAUUUACUGCUAUGUGAAAUAUUUAUUUAUUGUUUUUUGGUUUAUGUCAAACUGGACUGUGUUCAAUAAAGACACGUAUUCAAA